AUGCCCACGGGCUCUUACAGAUACAGUAAACAUUCAGACAUUCGGACGAGGUCAAAAAUUAACAAGGUCCAGUCGUCCACCAUGUCUCCAAGAUGGACUCCACUCCUUGUCGCCCUUCUAAUACUGAUUAUCUCCGUUAAUGCUGGCCGUAUCGUCAGGGAACCCCAAAGAUUUGGACGUCCAGGCCGCCCAGGGUAUGGCAACCAAGGAUUUGGCAACCAAGGAUUUGGCAACCAAGGAUUCGGCAACCAAGGGGGCAACCAAGGUUUUGGCAACCAAGGUUUUGGCAACCAAGGAUUUGGCAACCAAGGGGGCAACCAAGGACAAGGUUUUGGUGGCGGCUUUGGCGCUUCCCAAGCGGGGGCAAUCAGCAUAAACACUCCCUUUGGAGGAUUCUCGGGAGCUGGAGCCAACUCUUUUGGAGCAGGUUUUGGAGCUGGUAACGGGAAAUAA
Molecule: messenger RNA, 453 nt
Organism: Macrosteles quadrilineatus (aster leafhopper)
Lineage: Eukaryota; Metazoa; Arthropoda; Insecta; Hemiptera; Cicadellidae
Exons: 2
Coding region: 1-453 (150 amino acids)
Source: RefSeq, a predicted model, not a curated record